This is a messenger RNA of Colletotrichum higginsianum IMI 349063, 2364 nucleotides long. Its product is annotated as Wyosine base formation. The record is from RefSeq and is a predicted model, not a curated record. The transcript is spliced from 2 exons. The coding region runs from base 1 to 2364 and encodes 787 amino acids. Gene Ontology annotation, molecular function: 4 iron, 4 sulfur cluster binding; FMN binding; catalytic activity. Gene Ontology annotation, biological process: wybutosine biosynthetic process. Lineage: Eukaryota; Fungi; Ascomycota; Sordariomycetes; Glomerellales; Glomerellaceae.
AUGGCCUCUUCUUUGCAAUCUGCCGGGUUCAAGGACGUGUUGAACAAUGCCUACGAUGUGUGGCAGCAAGUUCGCAUUCCCGUAAUUCUGUUCGCGGCUUUUGGCCUUCUUGUUCUCCGUUUCUAUCUCCAUAGCACCGACGAGAAGGGGGAACUGAAGGCGCUUCCCAAGGUCUACAACACAGAAAAGCCCCAGUCUAAGCCCAUAGACGAAAAGAAGGACGUAAAGAAGGACGAGAAGAAGGAUAUCAAACAAUCGUCAUCAGAUUCUGUCACCGAAUCGAAAGCGCCCAAGUCGAACGGACCCAGAAGGAUAAAGGGCGGUCUGGUCAAACGGGUCUCUUCGGACUCGGCAAACGCAGAAACCCUAGUCCGCAAGAUUAGGCCUCUGGUCUUCUUCUCGAGUAUCACCGCAAACACGCCCAAGAUCGCAAAGGAAUACGCCGAGCGCCUAGAGAAGGAGCUGCAGAGGUCCGCCACGGGCACGGGCUGCUCGUUCACGACCCCUGAGGUACUCGAUCUUGCCGAUGUCGACUUUGACGACUACUUCAUCACUCCGCCCAAGUCGGAGAACGAUCCUGCCGAACUAUUCUACCUCUUUCUGCUGCCGAGCUACAACAUUGACACGAUCAAUGACACCUUUUUGGAACACCUCCAGGAGACUCACCAUGACUUCCGUAUUGACACCGCACCGCUGUCUUCGCUCCUUGGAUACUCCGUAUUCGGCUUUGGUGACAGGGAGGGUUGGCCGACGGAAGAAGAUGGGUUCUGUUUCCAGGCCAAGCAGGUCGACAAGUGGAUGGCCAAGCUGACGGGACGGAAGCGAGCCUUUCCCGUAGGAAUGGGUGACACAAAGAGGGACUACACCGAACGGCUAUCUGAAUGGUCCGAGGGCGUCGUCGAUGUGCUCACCAUGCUGGCAAAGACAGGUAGCCUGGGAGAAGGUCUCCCUGGAAGCGGCGCCCCAGAGGAGAGCGACGACGAAUCCGCGGAAGAAGAAGACGACGAGGUCCUGAUCGAGGACUCAGAAGCGAAGCCCGAGAAGCUCAAGAACCGCAAGAACAUUGACGAUGUUGAAGACCUGGGACGCAUCAUGAAGAGCUCCAGUCCAGACACAGACACAACCAACCGCACGGCAGCGGCACCCAUUGCCGUUGACUUCACAUCGUACGGCAAGACGACGCAGAAAAAAACGCCCAUGUCCGCUGCCAAGGAGAUGGUGCCUAAGAACUCGCCUACCUACGCAUCGCUCACAAAGCAAGGCUACUCCAUCGUCGGCUCGCACUCAGGCGUCAAGAUCUGCCGCUGGACCAAGUCAGCCCUUCGCGGUCGCGGCUCGUGCUAUAAGUACUCGUUUUACGGCAUCAACUCGCACCAGUGCAUGGAGACGACGCCUUCCCUGUCGUGCUCCAAUAAGUGUGUCUUCUGCUGGCGUCAUGGAACGAAUCCGGUAGGCACGACGUGGCGCUGGGUCGUUGACCCGCCCGAGCUCAUCUUUGACGGCGUCAAGGCCAACCACUACAACAAGAUCAAGAUGCUCCGCGGUGUGCCAGGUGUCCGUGCCGAAAGAUUUGCCGAGGCUAUGCGCAUCCGGCACUGCGCCCUCUCCCUCGUCGGCGAGCCCAUCUUCUACCCAUACAUCAAUGAGUUUCUUGGCAUGCUCCACGCCGAGCGCAUCUCGUCUUUUCUCGUCUGCAACGCCCAGCAUCCGGACCAGCUCGCCGCCCUCAAGGCCGUGACCCAGCUGUACGUCUCCAUCGACGCCUCCAACAAGGAGUCUCUCCGCAAGAUCGACCGCCCGCUGCACCGGGACUUCUGGGAGCGCUUCCAGCGGUGCCUGGACAUCCUGAGGGAGAAGCGCUUUAAGCACCGUACCGUCUUCCGCCUGACUUUGGUCAAGGGCUUCAACGUCGACGAUGAGGUCGAGGGAUACGCCCAGCUCGUGGAGAAGGGCCUGCCGUGCUUCGUCGAGAUCAAGGGCGUCACAUACUGCGGCACCUCGACGGCGUCCAACGCCGGCCUGAGCAUGUCUAACGUGCCCUUUUACUGGGAAGUGGCCGAGUUCGUCAAGGCGCUGGAGAAGAGGCUCAACGAGAAGGGUCUCAAGUACGGCAUCGCGGCGGAACAUGCCCACAGCUGCUGUGUUCUGCUUGCGAGCGAACGCUUCUACGUAGACGGCAAGUGGCACCCCCGCAUCGAUUAUCAGCGCUUCUUCGAACUGCUAGAGGAGCGCGGACCGGACGGCAACUGGAAGCCGGAGGACUACAUGGGCGAGGCGACGCCCGAGUGGGCUACCUGGGGUAACGGUGGCUUCGACCCCAGGGACGAGCGUGUGGACAGGAAGGGCAGGAAGAUUGAAAGCUAG